GACGAAGGUAAGACCAAGGGAUACGCCGACGACAUCGACACCUUGCUCGUCUUCGCCGGUCUCUUCUCCGCCAUCCUCACAGCAUUCGUCGUACAGACAUACCAGAUGCUCCAACCCGACAGCCAAGACACGACUAACCAGCUCCUCGCUUACAACAGCCAACUCCUCUCCCACGGCCACACCUACCCCGGAACUGACUAUCACAUCCCUCCCACCCUCAACAUGACCAUGACAUCCGUCCUCGAGUCCCAGUCAUUCUCUCCCUCAGCCUCGGCACGUUGGAUCAAUGUGCUCCUGUUCACCAGCCUUGUCCUCAGCCUCGCUGCCGCACUGUUCGGGAUCCUGGCCAAGCAGUGGAUCCGCGAGUACAUGCUUUGGAACUCGCCACUCGCGACGCCUCGGGAAAACGUAGUGGUGCGGCAGAUGCGAUUCGAGGACUGGGAGUCGUGGAACGUCGAUGCGACGAUCGCCGCCGUUCCCGCACUACUCGAGAUCGCAAUGGUACUCUUCCUGAUCGGCAUGGUGAUCCUUCUGUGGACGCUUGACGACGUUGUUGCAAUUAUCUUGACCGUCAUCGUGUCCGCGUUCCUCCUUACUGUGUCUGCGUUCACCAUCCUCCCUGUGCUCUUCCUCCGAUGUCCAUACCGCUCUCCGACGGCUCGAGCCUGCCUUGCAUUG
Messenger RNA from Phanerochaete carnosa HHB-10118-sp, 678 nucleotides. RefSeq lists its product as uncharacterized. The annotation marks the transcript as partial. NCBI's taxonomy places the organism in Eukaryota, Fungi, Basidiomycota, Agaricomycetes, Polyporales, Phanerochaetaceae. The record is from RefSeq and is a predicted model, not a curated record. The transcript has 2 exons.